AUAGUAUGUAGCUACUUAUAGCAGGCUUGUGGUUUAAAAAAGGCAAUUUAUGAAAUUUUGUUGAUAUUGUAAAGGGGGAACAAAAAUAAACAUCAAAGGAUUUGGAGUAAUUGAUGUUUUGUUUUUGAGGCGGCAGCCUAAAGAUGUUGUGGAGCUGGCUUUUGAAUUGAAGAUGACGAUGGCUGCAUACUCGAAAACUAUGUUCAGUUCUCAAAAAUUAGGUAACCAUGAGAUCGAGGUGAAUAUUGUUAAUGAUCAAAUGGCAUCAUUGCAAAUGAGGUUCAUAGCAUACUGGCAAAUUGCUUCGAGUCUUGAAAAGAUUGUUAAUGAUAUUGAGGAUGAGAUUCUUGGUGAUCUAAUAGCAUCCCAUAGUGGUGGCUUUGAGAGUUCCCUGCUGGAAUCAUUGGUUGCCGAGAAAUGCUUUAGGCUCAAAAAGAGUGUGAAGUUGCUUGAAGAGUCAAAAGAGAUGGUGAAGAUUAUGGACAUUCUUGCUCAUCAUGUUAGUUCAGAAGAGGCUUAGACUAGUGUUUGAUGAUUUACGCAGCAUGUCUUUUUGUCCUUGAGUCGCAUUUAUCUAUCUACCUAGUACUUUUUAUCGAAU
Molecule: messenger RNA, 601 nt
Organism: Solanum dulcamara
Lineage: Eukaryota; Viridiplantae; Streptophyta; Magnoliopsida; Solanales; Solanaceae
Exons: 1
Coding region: 173-520 (115 amino acids)
Source: RefSeq, a predicted model, not a curated record